Molecule: messenger RNA, 1086 nt
Organism: Penicillium bovifimosum
Lineage: Eukaryota; Fungi; Ascomycota; Eurotiomycetes; Eurotiales; Aspergillaceae
Product: C2H2-type zinc finger protein
Exons: 3
Coding region: 1-1086 (361 amino acids)
Biological process (GO): regulation of transcription by RNA polymerase II
Cellular component (GO): nucleus
Molecular function (GO): DNA-binding transcription factor activity, RNA polymerase II-specific; RNA polymerase II cis-regulatory region sequence-specific DNA binding
Source: RefSeq, a predicted model, not a curated record
AUGGCUUCGCGAGAUUCUCCCGGCUCUCCUCUCUCCUCCGUGGGAUCCCUGGAGACUUCAGAUCACGAAUCCGUCAAACACGAGAGCCGCGCGCAAUCACCCUCGAAUGCCAACAUGCCGCCUUCCAAGCGCCGUCGCACCGGUGUCGCAUCCUCCGGCGAUAUUCCCAACUCCCCCAGCAUCCUCACACUCCUCGGGACCAAUCAGGAAGAUGACUACAGCGGCCAGAGCACCGACCAAGUGACUAUCUGCCGAUGGGAUGGAUGCGAGGCUGGUGACCUUGGCAACAUGGAUGGGUUGGUGCAGCACCUCCACAAUGAGCAUAUCGGGAGCCGACAGAAGCGGUACUCCUGCGAAUGGAACGACUGUACCCGUAAAGGUCAAACGCAUGCCAGUGCUUAUGCCCUGCGCGCACAUAUGAGGAGCCACACACGCGAGAAGCCGUUCUACUGCACUCUACCAGAGUGUGACCGCAAUUUCACUCGCUCAGAUGCCUUGACCAAACACAUGCGCUCGGUGCACGAGAUCGACACCAUGCGGCCGCUCGAUUCCACCUCCAAAGCUCCAGGCGGCACCACCGGCACCCCAGCCUCGAAAGUACAGCGUCUUCGCCUGAAGCUCACACAACCAAGGGAGCCAGGAACGGAGGCCGAGCCAGUUGCCGAACCCCCCAUCGUGCCAGCUCCGAUCGCAGGCGACACAGUUGACUCCGAGGAGAACACGAUGCCAGAGCUAGGCCCAGAGUUAGGGUUCGACGAAUCGGAGCUUGCCUUGUCCCCACGCGACCUCUACCGUCUUCUGCGUCGCCAGGUCGCAUGGGCUGAAAAGGAGACCAAGGAGCUGGAAAAGACGUGGGAGGAAAUUCGCCCGCGGCGUGAGCGCGCCUGGCGCGAGAAGGAAGUCGUCUUUGACGACCUCAUUGACGCCGAGAUCAGCCUGUUCAGCGCCAUUGUCGGUUCGGUACCGCCCGCACAUCUCACUACCAGCCUGGAGAAGCUGCAACAGCAGCAGCAGGAGUUCCAAAAUCAGCAGGAGCGGCUGGAAAAGUCGAUUGAGGCCCCGACUGUCGAGGGCAACCCUGCUUAA